UAUGUCUGAACAAACUAACUCUGUUGGGGUAGUUUAUAAUAUAACCCUUUCAGCAAACCCCACUUUGUUUACAAAAUAUCAUAGCACCUGCGCCUGUUCUUUUCUCUGAUCCUUCAACACCGUUUUCCAUUUUCCUCCUCACUCCCAAGAAUAAGGUGAUUGUGCUUAACUGAUUCAAGUCCUUUUCCACAGCUCCUUGUUGUGAAUUUGGAAUUUGGAGUAUGGCACUCUAUGGAACUGCCUUAUCCUUUAAUGGGCUUUCUUUUUCCGUCAAAGAGUUUAAUUUCUUGCCGGGUUUGUUCAUCAAUAGCUUUCAGAAGCAACAUCAUGCUUGUCUGUCACCAUCCUUUGAUCAAAAUAGGUUAGUUUUCGGUAAAAGUUUAGAAAGAGGAGGCCAACUGUGUCUUUUGCCUAAUCAAUGCCUCAAGUUACAAAUGAGAAGAUUCAGGACACAACCGGGCGUAAAAAGUGAAGACUCGGAGAGCGUGUUGAGUAGCGAGAACAUAGCAUUAGAUGAACACACUUUAGUGGAGGAGCUGCAGAAAGCAAUUGCUGAGGAGAAUUAUACUAGAGCAGCAGAAAUAAGGGAUACUCUAAAAAGCCUUCAAAAAGAUAGCAAAAUCGAAGUGUUAGGAGUAAACAGCAAGUUUUAUAAUGCAUUCAGGGAUGGUGACCUUGCAGGCAUGCAAGCCAUGUGGGCGAAAAGGGACGAAGUAUGCUGCGUACAUCCUGGUUUGAAAGGAAUAUCCGGAUACGAUGAUGUUAUCGAGAGCUGGAAUUAUGUAUGGGCUAACUAUGAAUUUCCACUGCGAAUUAAACUAGAAGACAUUAAAGCUCAUGCUAGAGGGGAUAUGGGAUAUGUGACUUGCAUGGAAUUUGUAAAGUCGAAAGGAGGAAGAUGGGGAGGACAAUUUGUAACGAAUGUGUUCGAGAGGAUCGAUGGUGAGUGGUUUAUUUGUAACCAUCAUGCUUCGCCAGUGGAUAUAUGAAUUGAUGCAUAGUUGUUGUCUUUCGUCUUAACUCAGUUUUCCAUUUUUGAUGUGUUGUAUAGAAAUAGUCGUUGGCCUCGAAAGUUUCUCUUUUUUUUAUGUUACAACUUGAGUACACAAAUUAUCUUAGAAGCUUUGACAUAUGGAUUAAUGGAUUCAA
Vicia villosa (hairy vetch) is the source of this 1149-nucleotide messenger RNA. RefSeq lists its product as uncharacterized. Gene Ontology annotation, molecular function: protein binding. Bases 222 to 989 code for a protein of 255 amino acids. The transcript has 4 exons. The record is from RefSeq and is a predicted model, not a curated record. NCBI's taxonomy places the organism in Eukaryota, Viridiplantae, Streptophyta, Magnoliopsida, Fabales, Fabaceae.